Molecule: messenger RNA, 492 nt
Organism: Papaver somniferum (opium poppy)
Lineage: Eukaryota; Viridiplantae; Streptophyta; Magnoliopsida; Ranunculales; Papaveraceae
Product: ethylene-responsive transcription factor ERF018-like
Exons: 1
Coding region: 1-492 (163 amino acids)
Biological process (GO): regulation of DNA-templated transcription
Molecular function (GO): DNA binding; DNA-binding transcription factor activity
Source: RefSeq, a predicted model, not a curated record
AUGGAGGAUCAGGGUGAGGGUUUAACGAAGUAUAAAGGUAUAAGAAAACGUAAAUCGGGUAAAUGGGUGUCUGAAAUUCGAAUACCAAAAUGUAAAGAACGAAUUUGGUUAGGUACUCAUGAUACACCGGAGAAGGCAGCUAGAGCUUUUGAUGUUGCACUCUUUUGUUUACGUGGUCGAGGAGCUACUACAUUUAAUUUCCCAGAUAAUCUUCCGAAUAUUGUAGUUUCUAACUCGCUGACUCGAGCUGAAAUUCAAAAAAUUGCUGCCAAGUACGCCAAUGGAGAAGUAGAAGAACAACACAAGGAAGAAGUAGAAGAACAACAACACAAGGAAGAAGAAGAAGAGGACAUGACUAUUAAUCAUAAUAGUAUUAGGAGUAACAAUGAUAAAAUAGAUUGGGAUUUUAUGGACUGCCUGUUAUCGGUUCCGGAGGGUACGGGUAAUGCGUUGAGUGCGGCUGAUUUCGGUGUUAACGGUUGUGCUGUCUAG